CAACUUGAUGGAGAGGAAGAUAUUCAAUAGUGUACAACCAAAAUGUAAGAACAGAAGACAUCUUCCUGCAAAUGGGCAAUAAAACACCAGGCAGCAGCAGUUGUGAAAGAAUGGUUGUAAAAAUUCAACUGCCAAAUACCAUGAUGAAAGAUAUUUCACUGGAUGUGAAACCUAAAUUCCUAGAUCUACGGACUCCCAAAUAUAAACUUGGUCUCCAUUUGCCAUUUACUGUGAAGGAAAAUGAAAGUCAAGCUCAAUGGGAUGGAGGAGAGAGUUGUCUUAGUGUGUCACUGAAAAUGAUCAGGGAAUAUGACUUUGUGAACUUCUGAUAGAUCUGUAAAAGAGUACACAUGCAAGUCUUUACUAGGGGUAUGCAUGUGGGUAUUUGUGUAUGUGUAAUUUUAAUCCUUAUUUAAGUUAUCAAUGAUAUAAUAAAAGAAUUUUUAUGCUGA
Messenger RNA from Octopus bimaculoides (California two-spot octopus), 452 nucleotides. RefSeq names its product dynein axonemal assembly factor 6. Gene Ontology annotation, cellular component: cytoplasm. NCBI's taxonomy places the organism in Eukaryota, Metazoa, Mollusca, Cephalopoda, Octopoda, Octopodidae. Gene Ontology annotation, biological process: axonemal dynein complex assembly. The record is from RefSeq and is a predicted model, not a curated record. Gene Ontology annotation, molecular function: protein-folding chaperone binding; dynein intermediate chain binding.